AUGUUUAACAGGGGUUGUGAGAAAGAAGUUGCUGAGGCUCCAAAUGAUGCCUCUGAGGACACAAAGAGUGAGGGCAUCAUGCGCUUAUCUUGGGCAUUGGUUCAUUCUAGGCAACCAGAUGAUGUGCAGCGUGGAAUAGCUAUGCUUGAAGCUUCAAUAGGGAACACUAACAGUCCAUUGCAAAGGAGAGAGAAAUUAUAUCUUCUGGCUGUUGGCUAUUACAGAAGUGGUGACUUUUCAAGGAGUAGACAGCUUCUUGAACAAUGUUUAGAGAUUGCACCAGAUUGGAGGCAAGCUUUAUCACUGAAGAAGGCGAUUGAAGAUCGCAUCACAAAAGAUGGUGUGAUCGGAAUCGGAAUCACUGCUACUGCUGUGGGGCUUAUAGCUGGUGGAAUUGCUGCAGCCUUGGUCCGAAGGAAUUAAUCAUCAUCAUCAUAUGUCUAUUGUCUACAUCAACAAUAACAUCACAUAGACCCCUUUUUGUUGACAAAACAGAAACUAUUCACAUUUCACAGCUUUGAUUGUUUUGAUUUAGUAUUUGUCGGUUGUUGCUGUGUAGAAGGUUUUUUUUUGAGCUUGAUUUUAUAAUAAUGUAGUGCGUGUAU
This is a messenger RNA of Lactuca virosa, 605 nucleotides long. The record is from the annotation of a GenBank genome assembly. Lineage: Eukaryota; Viridiplantae; Streptophyta; Magnoliopsida; Asterales; Asteraceae.